Molecule: messenger RNA, 1634 nt
Organism: Daldinia vernicosa
Lineage: Eukaryota; Fungi; Ascomycota; Sordariomycetes; Xylariales; Hypoxylaceae
Exons: 1
Coding region: 485-1282 (265 amino acids)
Source: RefSeq, a predicted model, not a curated record
CUCGUUAUAGUAAAUAUAGAGAAAUACAUCCAAUUUAUGCAGUGAUACCCAAAAUCUACCUGCAUAGCUGAGGUCACUAUUCCGUAUAGAUAUCAGACCAUCUCUACUUCCACACGCGAUCAAUCGUACCACAGAUUUAAGCUGCAAUUAGCGCCUUUAUCAUUGGUCGAGAAAAAAAAAGGAAAAGCGCAUCACCUUCCAAGGAAUCGAUCACGAGAGCGAAUACUACCAUACUCCAAUACUGCACCCCGCGCCAAUCCCCCGCACAUACUCACAUACUCAUAUACUCGACCGAACACACACACUGGGACCUUCCUUUAUUCUUGUUCUCCCUUCAACCCGAGACCUUCAUUAUUACGAAGCAUUGCCAUCUUCACUCCCAAGAGUUCCAAUUCAUCCAAAGCGCAAAGUAAAGCGCAAAUCCCAAUCGACAAAUCCACAUAUACGAAGCUGUAACGCAGCAAAGCACGUCGAAACCAAAACCAUGGGUUGGAUGUGGUCCUCUCAAUCCCCCUCCUCCGCUCCGAAGGGCUCAAAUCCUCCCACCGACCAAUCUAACAACAACAAGCCCGCAGCGCCUUCGCCUCCCCCUCCGCCAAAGCAGCCCGAAUCCGACUAUGGCGAUCCCGAAAUCGCCAAGUUCAUGGCCCAGCUGCAAGCAGAGUUCGGCAGCACCAGCAAACCCGCCACCACACAACCUCCUCCCCCCGAACCCACGACCAAAGACACAUCAUCAACUCCUCCAUCAUCAUCACCAUCAUCAACAACACCAUCUCAGCCCUCCUCAUCCUCCACCUCCAAUCUCUUCUGGUCCUCCUCCUCCCCCACCACCACACCCGAACCCCCCAUCCCCUCCCACCUAGACCCAAUAACCGAAUCCCUCCUCCCAACCAGCAUGUCCUGCCGCCAAGCCUUCGACGCCGCCUACUACUGCAACUCCCUCGGCGGCCAGUGGAUAUCCGUCUACCGCUCCGGCACCAUGCGCUCCUGCUCCGAGCACUGGGACGACUUCUGGUUCUGCAUGCGCACCCGCACCUACUCGGGCCCCCAGAAGGAAGAGGCCAUCCGCGCCCACUACCGCCGCAAGGAGUACCUCAAGUACCACGCUCCCGGCCGUCCCAGCAGCGCCGACGUCUGGCAGCCCAGGGACGACAAGGUCCAGCAUGAUACCGCCUUCCGCCAACACCUCGACAUGCCGAGUAUCAGCGACGAGGAGUGGCGUCGGCUCGAGAUUGAGCGAAGACGAAGGGUCCAAGAGCAGCUACAGUCCCGCGAGUCGUAGCCUAGGCUAGUGUAGUAAUGUGUUCAUUUAUGUAAAAUAUAGAAGGCUUCAGUCGGAUAUCUAGGUAGUUUUGGUUGAAUGGGUAGGGUUAAGUCGGUAGUGCACCAAGAUAUAGCAUCAUGCCAUUGUGGAAAUUGGAGGGCACUUACGAAUUUUACAAAGUUUUCUUAAAGCCUACCUCAAAGUCCUACGUCCAAUGAUAAUAAUUCAACUAUGAAGAAUCAUCAAUUAUAUAGCAAAGCUUAUAAUCAUGUCACAUGUUUCACAUUCAUCAAGACCGCAGUGUUUAUUUAUGAAUUAACUUCAUUGCUUCGUAGAAGGAUUAUUCCUGCCUAGAAUACAUCCCAUGCAA